This is a messenger RNA of Tigriopus californicus, 4739 nucleotides long. RefSeq names its product toll-like receptor Tollo. Gene Ontology annotation, molecular function: protein binding. Bases 27 to 4511 code for a protein of 1494 amino acids. Lineage: Eukaryota; Metazoa; Arthropoda; Copepoda; Harpacticoida; Harpacticidae. The transcript is spliced from 3 exons. Gene Ontology annotation, biological process: signal transduction. The record is from RefSeq and is a predicted model, not a curated record.
AUGAAGAAUAAGCGAAAAUUCGAAGCAUGACGUUCUUCCAAUUGUUAGUGAGGUUUCUACUUGUGACCCUCGUGAAUCAGAUUCACGGGGUUGGGUCCGAGUGCAUCUGGAACGAACAGGUGGAAAUCCCCACGAUAGAUUGCCUGUUGCGGAUUCUGGAUUUCCGGCGGAACUCCUCGGAUGUGCCCGGAGUGAAACAAGUGCAGAACUUGAAUGUGGCGUGUUCGGAUGUGUUCUUCUUCGAAUCUCAGCUUCGGUCCGACCAUUUCGGUAAUCUGCCCCAUCUCAAGGAGCUUUCCAUUCGGUACUGCAAGAUCCGACAAUUGCCGCCCAGAAGCUUCGUCAGUCUGGCCCGACUCAAAACGCUCUCCAUCAAUACCUUCAAUGCCGAUUGGACGUCGUUGGUGCUUGAACCGGAUUAUGAGUCCUUCGUGGGUUUGGAUCUUCUGGAGAGCCUCGAUCUGACCAAUAAUAAUGUCCACAGCCUUCCUCCGGGUCUUUUCUGCCCCUUGUCCAAUUUGAGAAGCCUGAACCUAUCGCAAAACACACUGUUGGAUUCGGAGCAUUUGGGCUUAAAUGCCAGAGAAAAAGUCAAUUGUCAAAUUCCUCUUCAAACGCUCAUAUUGAGUCGCAAUGAGCUGAAGUCCAUAUCUCCGGGAUCUCUGACCAUUCUCACUCGGUUAAAGAGCCUGGAUCUUUCAUUUAACAAUCUAGGUGUCUUGAUGGACUCCACGUUCAAAGCCUUAGUCAAUCUCGAGAUAUUGGAUCUUUCUCACAAUCGUUUGGUGGCUCUCCCGCCCAACAUUUUUGGGUCCACCGUCAAGCUAAGAGAGAUUCAUUUAGCCAAUAACACCAUCGGGACCAUCAAUUUGGAUGCGUUUCAUAAUCUGACCAAUCUCCAGGUGCUAAACUUGUCGGGAAAUAGUCUCGAUGAGAACUGGAUUAAACCCGGGAUCUUUCAAGGUCUAUUUCAUUUGAUCAUUUUGGAUUUGUCGUCCAAUCACAUCUCCAGAAUCGAUACUCAACUUUUCACGGAUCUCAGUGCUUUGCAAGUGUUGAACCUGGCUUUCAACAAUAUUCACACCAUCUCUUCGAAUUCGUUUGUCAAUCAAGCGAAUCUUCACAUCUUGCUCAUAUCCCAUAAUGAGUUGGAAGCCCUUCAUUACCAUACUUUGAGUGGGUUGACCGUUUUGGACUCAUUAACAUUGGACCACAACAAACUUCACUCAAUCGAUAAGACCGCUUUGAAGAAUUGCACCAAUCUCAAGAGUAUCUCGGUUAACCAUAACUUUUUGACACAGGUUCCAGAGGCUUUUCACCACCAAUCAUCAUUGCAAUCCAUUGAUUUGAGCUCAAAUGUGAUCGGAGUCCUGAAGCGAGAAUCCCUGCAAACCUUACCAAAUCUGAUCACAUUUAAGAUCGCCAGAAAUGAGCUCAGCCGAAUCGGCGAUGGAUCUUUCUUGGAAUGCCCAAAUCUUCAUAACUUAGAUUUAAGUGGCAACAGAUUAGAUCAACUGAAACAAGACACCUUCAAAGAUCUUCGAAAUUUGACUGCACUUAACUUAGCUGAGAACCAACUGCAAGAUAUCAAUGGGUUGUUACAGAAUCAGGCCAGUUUGAAAUGGCUCAAUAUGUCGAGUAAUCGUUUGGCUUGGUUUGAUUACGCCUUCGUUCCACCCAGUGUCGAGAUCUUGGACAUCAAACGCAAUCAAAUCGAUAUCUUAGGCAAUUACUACAACCUGAUGGACAAUUACGCUAUCAAGUACAUGGAUGCCAGCUUUAACAGAAUUGUAGGCAUCGAGCCCAAUUCCAUCUUGCCCAACAUGGAACAUACAGUGCUUAACGACAAUUUGAUCUCCAAAGUGGCCCCAAACACUUUUGUGGGCAAAAGCUACAUAUCACAAGUGCAUCUAGAACGCAACGAGUUAUCUACCUUAUCAAUGGCUUCAAUGAUGAUUUCACCCGUUAAAAAUAUUCCAAUGUUUUACGUGGCUGAAAACCCCUUCGUGUGCAAUUGCCAUCUCCAAUGGUUCAAAAAUAUCAAUACAAGGCUCAACCAAUUUCCUCAAGUAAUGGAUAUGGACAGGGUUAAGUGCUCUCUAAUGAACCACACGGGGGUUGUGGUUCAAAGCUACCUCACACAAGUCAAGGACGAUGGAUUCUUGUGUCAAUACGAGACCCAUUGUCUCCCACAAUGCAUGUGUUGCGAUUUUUUUGCCUGUGAUUGUCAGAUGAAAUGUCCCACAGGAUGUACUUGUUAUCACGAUCAGACCUGGUCUGCCAAUAUAAUCCAGUGCUCCAACAAGGGACAUUCCAAGUUGCCUUCCUUCAUUCCAAUGGACACAACUGCUCUGUACUUGGACGGAAAUAAUCUCACCGAACUGAAGAAUGGGUUCCUCCUUGGCCGAAGCCGAUUGAAGAAAUUGUCCCUAAGAGGAAGUGCCGUAUCUAAGAUCUCAAAUCAAAGCUUUAUCGGGCUUCACGACCUCCAGGUCUUGGACCUAAGUGAAAACCAGUUGAAGGGUUUACAUGGCUAUGAGUUCAAUGAUCUCAGCUCACUCCGUGAACUCUACCUCCAACGCAAUCAGCUUGUGUCCAUCGUGUCCGAGGCGUUCAAGGCUUUGAAGUAUUUAACAGUUUUAAGAUUGGAUGGAAACCUCCUGAUAUCAUUCCCAAUUUGGGAGUUAAGCUCGAACCCAAAUCUGAACCAUCUCACCUUGGCGAAUAACUGGUGGCAAUGCGAUUGUGACUUUGUCCGAAAGUUCCGAAUGUUCAUUGAUGGAAACUUCGAUAUAAUCCCCGAUGCCAAAGAGAUCACUUGCACCUCAAGUGAAACGAGUCUGGCGCAACUGAAUGAAUGCUCUGGGAUCUUGGGAGGAAGCGGGUUUCACUUUGAAGAGUCAUUGGGAUCCAGGACCAUACCACUGAUCAUCGGGUUGUGUCUUCUAGUACUGAUAUUAAUCGUAUCGGGAUGUGCCGUGUGGAAGUUGAGAGAACAUUGUCUUGUGUGGCUCCAUGCUAACCACGGGAUUCGAAUCAGUUCUAGGACAAAAGGGGAUCCUCUGGAACCAACCAAGGAGACGCUCUUUGAUGCUUUGGUCCUCCAUAGCAUCAAGGAUGAGAAACUUGUCACUGAUGAACUUGUGAAGCAAUUAGAACCGUCAUACCGGGUCUGCGUCAAUCAUCGAGAUCUUUCUGGGAUAUAUGCCUCGGAGGCUUUCAAAUCGGCAAUCAGCGCCUCAUCUCGGCAAUUCGUGUUUCUAUCGCAAGGGUUCCUAGCCUCUGAAUGGGACUACGUCAAGGAAAUUGUUUUACACAACUGUAUUAUCAUAAUCGGCAACGAUCUGUCCAAGGAAGAUAUGCGAUCUCGGCCAGAUGUCACCAGCUUCAUACAAUCAUCUAAAAAGGUUUUAAAGUGGAACGAUCCCUCAAUUUGGAGAAAGAUUCGAUUCUAUCUUCCCGAUCCAAGCAAGCCCAAAACCAAAAUGGGUGGUGCUGAGCUGGACACGUCCGGAGUUUGGACGUAUACAUCCUUAGAUGGGAUCAACGAUUCUGGAGUGUCCAGCACUCAUCUCCUGGCGUCUAAAUCACCGUCAUUGGCACUUGACACUGCCAUGCCCAAUCCCAACGUGUUAUCCUUUCCAGCACCACCAAUCCGAAAGCAACCGCAUCAAUGUUCCACUCACUAUCUGGCCGGAGCGCCGUCCUCACCCCGGACAUCUCAUCCAGCCACGAGAUCUUGUGGGAUCAAUGUGGUUCAUCAGCGAUCCUCUUCCGCCAUUGUCGAUGGAAUGCCAUCAUCUGUCAAACACGAGCGUUCCAAAUCGCAAGCAGUGUCCACAUACUUUUUGCCCGAUUUCCAACCGGAUGCCCUUCCUCCAACCCCUCCUCCCAAAUUGAAGAACCGGAACAGUAUUUACAACACUCCAUCGUCUUCCUCUUUCCUCCGACAAUUGGUGUCUCAAUCGACAAAUUCUGAGCUCAUGCAACAACUACCUCACGUUUUUAACCAAAUGGAUUACCCUAAUACGGAAUCGAGCUCAAGCUUAGCUAUGAUUCCUCUCAGAGCCUCUCCCAUUGGAGGGAACGCCCAACCACAGUCUCGAAAUCAUCAUGGAAGAUCCGUAUCCAUGUUGGACCCGUCGGCCAACUAUCAAACGCCUUUACACCCUAGCAAAUCUCAAAAUAUCUACGCCAAACACGCUCGAUCGUCCUCGACCCUCUCACCGGUUCAAGCCACGGCCAGACACAUUCACCACCGGUCCGGUUCCUCCAAGGGGGGUGGGGUCAGCCGAACAUCCUCAAUGCUCCUCCCUAAUUGUCACUCGCAAGGGCACCUCAGUGGCUUGCCCACUCAACACCAUCACUUUCAAGUUCAAGGGGUGGACCGGUCGCCGAGACCACGGGUGUUGAGGCACCACAAAUCUACGACUAACAUUUAUGGCGCUGAAAGCUCUCAGGGUCGCCAUCACCGCUCGUCGUCAACACCACACGAGGGAUUUGUUUUGUAGUUUUUGUUCGGAAAUGGCAUUACCGACCCUAAGAACAAAGGCUCAACAUUGAGAAACUCCAAGUAUACAAACAUUCGUUGUCAGAUAUUUGAAUCAAAACGCAAAGAAUACAAGAAUAUGAAGAAAUUUUGUAUGUUGGGCUUUUUUCCAGUUUUCAUGCAACUGCCUGAGGCUGAGCAAGGGCUGGGGAGUGAAGCAUCAUCUCGUUUUUAUUUAUCUUUGAGUGAC